AUGCUGGGCGGGGCGGCGGGGGGCGCCCGCUCCCGCCCGCCCACUGAUCUCCAACAAGGUGUGGCUCGGUUCCCGUUGUACUCCCUGUUCCCGACGCAGACCGGUAACCGACCCACGAUACACAAAGUGACGGAGAGUUUGUUUUCGACAUCGUUGUCGACAUUCGGCGUGCCAACGCCGCCGCCGAAUUCCCCCUACUCGCCGCUGCAGCUGGAAUUACUCAACUGCUCGCAGCGGGUACUUCUCACUGACAAGGACCACACUAAAAUGGAAGAAGCUAAACUGGGCAAAGCCUGUCUUCCUGAUUCUUUAUGUUGUCCUGGUGAUCAGCGGCAGAUGCUGGACGGUAUCGGCGUCAUGCAACCGCUUACUAUCAAGACCGAACAGGCAAAACGGUCAUGCAACACUUGCCUCACAAAUUCUCCAAAAAAGGUCAUGCACACGGACAGUGGCUGUAGUAGAACAAAUCCCGUAACCUGGCUUGGGGUUGCGGGACAAAAUCUACAAGUCCAGGUGAAGCGGGAACCUCAACACGUCCAAGUUUCAGAACUGGUUGCCGUCAAGCUUGAACAAGCGUCGCCUGGUAACAAGCCAGACCCACCACCAGCGAUACCGGCAUCGCUAAACAACGGAUCUAUUCCUGUCGGUAUCGCGGUCGCUCGACAACGAGUAGGCGAUGCUGGGCUCCUCGCAGCAUUGUCUCAAAAAGACAACCAACAACGCAUGCACGAUAUCGAAGCGGCGCAAGCGGCCAUGACGGUCGGCGUGGCGAACGUGCUCUGCGACGAGCGCCCCGCCCCACUGGCGUGGCCGGCCCCGCCCACUGCCGCACCGCCCGCUCCCCUCUGGCCGUACCCCGCUCAAGUAUCUAUGGAGAGUAUGAUGGUCGGAGGUGUCGGUGUCGGCGGCGUGGGCUCCGUGGGUGGCGGCAUGUCGAGCGGGUUCCAGCUGGUGCGGGAACCCACGUCUGGAGCACUCCUACUGCUGCCCACACCUCCUGACCUACCACAUGCAGUCGUCUGGGGAGGAAUGCCCUACCAAUCAGCACCACUGCUCCUCCCUCAAGCGCCGCACCCGUCACAUCACCUACAACUACUACCAGGCGACCUCCUCGCCAGUACAGCGACGUUACAACACACCCACACACAUUCUACGCGCUUAGUAACUCUGGCGCCGGCCCCACAACCUCAACCGCACCCAGCACAUACAGCAGAUAAAAGAAAACCUAUCAUGCAACCUCUGAUUACGCCCCAUCUUAUCAAGAUAGAACCUGAACCCCAGCAUGAGAAGCCACAACCAAGCUAUGCGCCAGAGCCUGUUCAGCAGCCACUGAUUACGACGCACUUGUACUACCAGCCUGACUACUCAGAGCAGGCGUGUCGGAGUCAAGCCACGUCACCAGCUGCGCCUCCGACACCACCUCCUGAUGCACCUGAACUCCCAGCACACAGAGAUGCUUCUAACCAAACAGAUCACAUUGAUGAGGAUGAUGAAUCGCCGAAUCAUGCUGAUGAAGAUGAAAGGGACGUAGCAUGUGUUGGAGUCGCACAUUAUCCAGAAGAAAAUAUGUUGCAAGCACAAACGCAAUUACUGCAACAUCAACCCAUGGAUGAAGAAUCUUCGGAAGGACUCGCAACAACUGUUGUGGGAACAGUUGAAAAAGCAAUAGAUACAAUUGAAAGAGAUGAUGGACUAGACAACUCUAGUAGUAAUGCUUCUAACGACUUAGUGAUAGACACUGCGAGAACAACACCAGUUCCACAUCCUCCACAAAAUUCAAGACCUCCAGUAGACGUCAGUGGUUUAGAAUUGUUGUCAAAUAGUAUCGAACAAUUUGAACGUACUACACCUGGAACAAACAUGCCAACAUUAGAUCCGGCCCCAUUAACUGUAGACACGAGAACACCGACAAAACUUAAUAUUUUAAUAAAAACAUCGCCUAAAUCUCCACCCAGGACAGAAGCCGAACCUCACAGACGUUUUGAGUUUCCUCCUACAGACCCAUCUACUAGUGAACAGACAAAACCUUCCCUGGAUGGUUUGGGAUUGUUAUGUGCUCUAGCAGAACAAAGGUUUAUGGAAGAAGUGGUGGAAAAUCCUCCUCAAAGCAUACCAAUUGCAUCCCGUCCUUUUAUCAAAAGUGAACCGUUAUUAAGUCCCACCGACAGAAGUCGUUCCGCAGACUCGUCUAACAAUAAAAAAGACAGACAUAGACAUAGGGAUGACUCUAGUGGCGAAAGGAGGAAAAUAAGAAGUCGCGAUAGAGAAGAAAGGUUACGUCAUAAACUUGAAAAAAUGCGUCGACACAAACGAGAAAGGGAACGAGACGAGAGCAGAAGUAGUGGAGGGGAACUAGAGACAAGCCUAAGGAGAGUAACAGCGUGUUCUUGUAACUCUGUCUCAUGUACGCAUAACACUAACGUUCGUUCAGCUCAUGCACUCGCCAGUGCGAUAGAAAAAGACAUGCGUGAGAGACUGUUAGCACUGGAGAGACAAUUCGAUGAGAGGAAAGCACAAUUAAAGGCGUUAGACCCGCCAUUACAGACGCUAUCUACGUCCACAACGCCGUCAACUCCGGCAUUAUCCCCCGAUUCAGAUAGAGGUUCAUCUAAGAAACGUAAAGUUGGAAGACCCCGUAAGGUCUCCAGUCCAGACUCGACCGAGACUAUAGUAGCAAAGAAGCCAAAAUCGAAAAGUAGUUUAGUAGGCUACCUUUUGGCAAAGGGCAAGCUAAAAGGUGGUAUAUUAUGCACAAGGGGAGAACCUUCUAGGGAAGAUAUCAACCGAACAAGUAAAGUGCGUCCUAAGUUGAAAGCUGAACCUAUUAUGAAAUCAUGUUCAGAUCCAGAGGAAGCCGAGUGGGCUCUCAACAGAUCAGCGAGUUCUUCUAUGGAGAGUCUUAACGAAGUCAGACAAAAGAAUAGAGAGAAAGUAGACAGACUGGCUCGAAAACAUUCGAGAGAUGACAUACCCGAACUCGAAUUCGCGUUAAGACGUGCCAGUGCUUCGAGUGAUAGUGACAAAGAGAGACGACGUGCGAAAAAGAGACGAAAGAGUCACAAGUCAAAGGAGAGAACUGGUAAUGAAACUAAAGAAACGCCUACAGAGCCGGUGGUACCACCGCCGAUAUCAAAGUGCACAUUGACAGAAGACAAGAUAGACCAGUCUCCUCGAGUGCUUACUGCCAUGGGAGGACUGUUAUGCAGGGAAACUGAGUGCUGUGACUGCACCUGAUGUGUAUGCCAUCACUCUUGAUGGAGAAAGAGGGAAUAAGCCUCAUAUAAUGUCCAGAGAAGAAACGUUGAGGGAUGCUAUCUUGGAAGUCAGCCCUACGUCAGUAACAGAACUGCCGUCUGGUACUCGAGUGUGCGCAUAUUGGUCGCAGCAGUACAGGUGCCUCUACCCAGGUACCGUGGCGGUCUCGUCUCCAGACCCUCAUGAUGAUAAGUUCGUUGCCGUGGAGUUCGACGACGGCGACUCUGGCAGGAUAGCUAUCGAGGAUAUCAGGUUCUUGGAACCAAAUUAUCCUGUUGUUGAAUAUGAAAAUCCAUUAUUCACACUUGGUAAAAGAAGAAGAAACACCAGUGUUAGUGGUGUUAGUACAGAAGAAAAGAAAGUUUCCUCGGUUCCACCGCAACCAGCUACAUCCAGCACAAGUAUUGAAGGUAAACCACCAGUAACAGAGCCAGUCGUCGUCAGCCCUAAGGACGAUGAGGACAGGCAUAAAGACAGAAAGAAACUUAAGAAGCAUCGAAAAGACAAAAUAAAGCGCCAUUCCAGUGAAGAUGAUCCGAAUUCAGUGGAAUACGUUAAGAAGAAAAAGAAGAAACACAAAUGUUGCGAGGAACAUUGCAAGCACAGGAGACAUCACAAGAAACACCACAGAAAACACCGAAAGAGACAUCACUCGAGCUGCAAAGAACAUUCUAGUUCAUCUGGUGAUGAUCAACAAAGAGUUAAAUCGUCUUCAGACUACAUCGACUCGAACAAAUCUAAUGAAGACUCAAUAGACUCUAAUGACAGACUAUCCACACUAAUAGCAGUGGAAAAGUCGCCAGAGGAUAAGAUGAAAACUGUGAUAAAGAAGGCGGUGUUGUCAAAGAAAAGUUUGGUCAAAACCGCAGUUUUGGACUUUAGCAAUUUGGGCAAACUUACUCUGAAGAAAGAAGAGGAGAGUAAAGAUAAUCUGAAGGAUAGUGGCAUAGGAUUGGAAGAAGAAACCAGUACUGCUUCCACCAGUGAUGCUAAAAAGAAGGCGAAGCGUCGCACGGUGUCGUCGACGUCAUCAGACGGCGGUUGCGGCGGUGUCAGCAAGAUGGCCGCCUUCUUGCCUGGCGGCGCACUGUGGCGCUGGCACGGACCUGCCUACCGCCGCACUGCACGCCCGCGACACCGCAAGCUAUUCUAUCGCGCUAUACAGCGAGGAGAAGAAAUCCUGCAUGUGGGUGACGCGGCAGUGUUCCUGUCUACGGGCCGGCCGGACCGGCCGUACAUCGGGCGCAUUGUGGCGCUGUGGGAGGCGCGCGGUGCCAUGGCUGUGCGCGUCAAGUGGUUCUACCAUCCUGAGGAAACUGUCGGCUGCACUGACCAGCUGCACUACCCGGGAGGGUUGUUUGAAUCUCCACACACGGACGAAAAUGACGUCCAAACGAUAUCUCACAAGUGCGAGGUACUGCCUCUGUCGCAGUACAAGGAGCGCAUGGGCGACGACCCGGUCAAGUACAGCACCGUAUACGACAACAAUGACGUGUACUACCUCGCCGGGAACUACGACCCAACACCGCAAACUUUGCGAAUGGAACCAGACAUACCGUUCGCAAACAAAACGACCUCCUAA
Molecule: messenger RNA, 4837 nt
Organism: Spodoptera littoralis (African cotton leafworm)
Lineage: Eukaryota; Metazoa; Arthropoda; Insecta; Lepidoptera; Noctuidae
Source: the annotation of a GenBank genome assembly